GAUCAUAAAGACAAACAGUCUGCAAACUGUUGUCAUAAAUUUAGUGUUCACUAUUUUUGUCAACGCACUUACUUUGAAACCGUAAUACGAUGUAUUCAUACUUGAUAAUAGUGCUUAUUUUUAUCAGCACAGAAAAAAUACAGCAAAAAUAAAACAUUUUACGUUGUAUCCGUGGCUGCUAAUUACGCCGUGGUCUCUAAACCCCACACCGGCGUCUACGGCACAGCGCAAACUACGCAAUGUAAAGAUACCACUCUGUUUGAGGCAGUAUAUCCAACAAUGGGUGGGUUUAAAGAUACAUACCAAGACGUUCAACCAGUAACCCUUCGACUUGCAGAAGAAAACGUCACCUCCAGGCUCUACUGCAACUCAGCUGUGGGCAUUGAAGCUCACGUGUCCACUUUAGUUGAAGCUUUCUUAGUUGAAGUAUACAGAUGUAGAAUAUGCCAAUUCACCAGCAGCCAAAAAGCCAAGAUUAGCCAUCAUGUUAUGGAAAGACAUGAUCCAGUGUCACCAUGUCCACAUCUGCCAGGUCUGGAGAAAGAGGAUGAAGAUAGUUUGGGUGUAGGAAUGAGGGUUAAUGAUGAAGAGGAAGUUGAACACAGCAGUUCUCCAUACGAUCUAGAGAGCGAGCUCCAUUCUGGCUCAAAAAGCAAUGAGGAUCAGAUGGACAUUGAGCGCAUUUCUUUCCUUCUUCCAAUGUAUGGCAUGUUUCAAAACAUCAGCCCACGGUCAUGUGACAUUGGCCUGGGCACCAGCUCUGAUGGCAACUUGCAUGUGGCACAAACCUGUGAGGUGAGCACACUCUUUGAGGAAGAUAGACAUGAUGAUGACAGCGAUGAGGAGCGUGUGUUUCAGCUAGAGGAUUGUAGCACAGAUCUGACUGUCCCUUUGAAUAGUGGAAUGGACACAGAAGUCCAGGAUGAGGAGAUGGCCCAGUCAGCUCAUCUCAUGACUCUCGGUUUGUGCAGAAUCUCCAGCACCAAGUGUCAACCUUCAUCUGCAACUUCUGCAAAGUCCCUUCCAGAAGGUGAGCAGGAUGCUGGAGAAGCCAGUAUGGAUGCUGUAAUGCAGAAACCUUCUGAGGAGGAUGGCGGAUUGGCUUGCAUCCUCUGCCAAACAGUCGCAUCCAGUCGUGUCAUGCUAGAUGUGCACCUGAAAUGCCAUAGUGGAGAGCAAGGCUUCAGAUGCCCUCGCUGCGGUUGGGAAUCAGUGGAGUGGGCUGAUAUGGAGCAGCACUGGAGGGUACAUGGAAAAAGAAAAGGCACAAAGAGACAUAGAUGUAGUGUUUGUCCCAGGUCGUUCAGGAGAGCUGAUUCCCGAGAUGCACAUGAACAAAGGCAUAAUUAUCAGCGGCAUCACAGACGCUCAGAGUCUGGAGAGCCAUUGCAAUGUUCUCUCUGCCUGGAAUGGUGUCACUCAGGGAAGGAAUGGGAGAUACACCAACACUGUCAUGUUCAAGGAGGAUUUAAAUGUUUACACUGCGAUUUCAAUGAGAAGACAUGGAAGAAGACACUGAAACAUAUCCACACUCAACACAAACAGACUGAAGCAAAUAAGGACAAUCAGAUUGCUCACAAUAGAGAUAUACAGCCACUUUCCUCAUCCGCCAAGUACCCAGAAUGCCUCAGAAGGAUGAAGCCAGAGUUGUGGUCUCAGAUUAGGAAGAAGAAGGUGAAAAACAGAGCUGUGGGCAAGGAAAAGAGCAAUGAAGAAGGGAAGGACAGAAUGAGACACCUGAAGGCUGAGACAUCAGUUGGACUUACUGUUUCCAGACGGAAAGAGUUUUGCUGCAACCUCUGUGAUAAGAAGUUUUCUACUAAGUUGACCAUGCGGCGUCACAUGGGAAUUCAUCAAGGAGAUAAGCCAUUUAAGUGUCCACACUGUCAAUACUGCACUCGUCUUAAAGCCUCGCUCAUUCAACACCUACGCAUCCACACAGGUGAGAAACCAUACAAGUGUUUGCAGUGCUCCUAUGCUUCUAUUGACAGAAGCUCUCUGCGCCGACACUCAAGGACGCACACGCAAGAAAAGCCUUAUUGCUGCGAGUACUGUCCUUACAGCAGCAUCCAGAAGAAGUGCUUAGACCUCCAUUCACGGCGUCAUCACACGGGAGAGUCAUUUCCAUGUCACCUGUGCCAGUACUCCACACCAGACCGCCAGCUGCUGGUGCGACACAUGAGGAAACAUCACACUGGUGAACAAAACAGUUCAGGCUGUCAAUCAGCAGCUUCACAAAGAGCACGGACAUCCAAAUGAUCUUA
Molecule: messenger RNA, 2264 nt
Organism: Danio aesculapii
Lineage: Eukaryota; Metazoa; Chordata; Actinopteri; Cypriniformes; Danionidae
Product: oocyte zinc finger protein XlCOF6
Exons: 8
Coding region: 280-2259 (659 amino acids)
Biological process (GO): regulation of transcription by RNA polymerase II
Molecular function (GO): RNA polymerase II cis-regulatory region sequence-specific DNA binding; DNA-binding transcription factor activity
Source: RefSeq, a predicted model, not a curated record